GGGACACUCAGCAUGGGCACUCAGAAUUACCUCUGGCAUUUCGUCCUCUCCGUUCUCCUCUCAGGUACCCUAAUGGCAUUAGAGGGAAGAGACACGACGACUGCCACCACUGCGAGCCACCUGAACAUCUCGAGGAGCACGAGCAACAGCAGCAGAAGUGGCCCAGCUGCAGACAGCUCAAAUGGCUUCGUGGCAGAGCCCCACACCCCAGCCCAUUCCCUGCUGGGCACAACCUCGCUGUCCCCCUCCACCAUGAGUUUAAUGGGAGCAGAAGGGAAGAUGAACACCGCACCCACAGCGAUAACGCAGGAAGGGGGCUCGUUGGGGAUGUCUGCCCAGAGCAGCGCGGCGAGCUCAGCAUUCCCAACAGCAGGAACCAUCACCGCCACUGCCCCCAGCAUGGGCACAGAGACCGGCGCUGCUGCCUCCCCACCUCUCAGCUCAGCCACAAGGAGCCACUCCUCCUCUUCCUCCUCCUCCUCCUCUCCUGGGGGCUCCCCAGCUGUGCCUCCCAGCCCACAGCGGAGCAGCACCACCCAGAUGCUCUCGGCCACCACAUCCCAGCCACCCACAGCCCCGGUGUCCUCCUCAUCCUCCGCUGCUGGCACGGCUCAGCUCCCGUCUGGCUCAGAGACACAGGGCCCGGUGUCCUCCUCAUCCUCCGCUGCUGGCACUGCUCAGCUCCCGGCUGGCUCAGAGACACAGGGCCCGGCUUCCCCCAGGCCUGUGCCUUCCACCUCUCCUGCCUCAGCCACCAUGGAGGCCCGGCCUUCACCCACAGAGACACGGACACCUCAGCUCGGCCCCACAGCCCUCCCUCAGGGACAGACCCCGACGGCCACUUCACCUCCCACAGGGAGCCCGUCGCCCUCCACAGCCACUGCAGGCAGCAGUGCCACGACUUCUCCUGGAGAAGAGGGUUCCACCAUGUUCCAGGGGGACACAACAACAACUGAGACCUCCCGUUCCUUCCCAGCCACGUCCCUGGUGUCCAUGAUGACGACGACGUGGGGUCAGACACUGCGACAGCAGAGCAGGUGA
This is a messenger RNA of Passer montanus (Eurasian tree sparrow), 1041 nucleotides long. Its product is annotated as putative protein TPRXL. The transcript is spliced from 3 exons. NCBI's taxonomy places the organism in Eukaryota, Metazoa, Chordata, Aves, Passeriformes, Passeridae. The record is from RefSeq and is a predicted model, not a curated record. Bases 13 to 1041 code for a protein of 342 amino acids.